AGUUUGCAAUUAGUUUUCGUGCCGUUCGAGUACAAAGGGUUAACCCUUUCACUAAGGGGGGGAGGUUCUCCGCCGCGGUACUUCCGCUCAACGAAGAAACAAAUGAUGCAAAACAAAAUACUAUCAGUGCAUGUCCAGAGUGAGAUACUUAAAAACGGUUAGUCGGUAUCAAUACAUCAAUGGCAUUUUUUGGCGGGCCACUAUAGUGGCCCGUAGUAGCGAAAGGGUUAAGCUGCACGUCCGGGAGGUGUGACAAAUUGUUCUGCACCGCAAUCGGGAAACAGAUAACCCGAGAUGGAUCAAGUACACGUUUCCACGGUCGCCAUUGGCUGAUAACGCGAUAAUGCCGAGCAGCACACCUUUCCAGGGCAGGAGGACUAGGUCGCGUGUAAACCGGGUUGCCGGUUUAUUCCGACGACGACGCGACACGUCGCAGCCGUGAUCGCAUCGAUCCAGCAAUGUCACAUUAUCAUUCGUACGCGAUAAUUCGUCGCCACGGCACGCUGUCGCACGGGACAUUUAACGCACGUGACACUGCAACUCAUUUCGCGAGGAGCUCCACCAAUACGGUCAAUGUCUUGCACGUGCAGUGCCGCGCGCGCGUGUUUCGUGAUACCGCAAGAUUAAUCGGGAAUUAUUUCUGUGUAACCCCUGUUCAACCUCUGACCGUAAUAUUCCCGAGUUAAUUCCACCUCGCCUUUGAUAACCAGUCAAUGAAAUUGGUACGAACAAUGGAAAGUAAAAUAUAACCGGUGCCGAUAAUUAAAGGAAAAUGUGCGUUAAACGAAUUCUGUUAAUAACGGCACUGCGAUCGAUCACGCGAGACGAUGCCUUAUUAUUUCGGUAGAAACGUUGGCGUACCGAACUCUGCCAGAGAACAGCUUUCUCGCUCUCAUAUACUUGCCUAAAGUUAAUAUGAACUUAUAAUUAGACGAUAAUACGUUCUCCGUUUACGCAGGAUUCUGAUAGAGUAGAACGGAUGUAUAUUUAACGCAAUUAGAAGACUCGAACAAUUUCCAGCCAGGUUUCAUUUGACGUUUAAUUCUUGGAACUGCCAAGAACCGAAAGGUGUCAAUUACAAGACGAAUUAAUAUUGAAUUUCCGAGGAAGAUUCCACGGAUACUUGAUAGGCGACGUUCGGGGACGUCGUUCUACCGUCAGCAGCGAUUCAAUUCGAUUUUCUUUCCCGUGAAUCGACCGUUGAUUGGCUGGUUGGGCAAGUUUUACUUGCUACUUCGUGCAAGCCGGACGCAAUUCGAUUUGCAACAUUCCAUUGAUAGUCCACCGAGCUUUCGGCUUCCUGAAUUCGAUUCCCGCGACGUCUCGCCGUAGUUUCGGUCGAGUACCUUUUUCCCAAACACAGUCUCUUUCUACGACGGUGUCUGAAAUUCGAUUCGCGAAUAAAAAUAACCGCAGGAGGGAAUAAGUGAUUAGACGAGAGAUCGAAGGCCGACUGUCUCAAGUGCGUCGAACUGAAUCUCGUUUUCGUCGACCUCGCGGAGUCACUGACACCGCGAGGUCGACAGACACAGUAGUGCCUUCGACCUCACCACGCGUACAGACGUGCGAGCAAUGCCACGAGAUAAAAACCGAUCAAAUAUUUAGCCGACCUUCUGUCGUUUAAUAACUGUACGCCGAUCACCUCUAAAUUCGAUGAUUCACUCCGUUCGUACAUUUCCGUAAUUUACAAACGUCAUUCGAUUCCUAAACGAAUAGACGAUAAACUCUCGUUACCUCGUCGGUUGUGAUAAGCUCGAACGGAAGCGAAGGAAAAGAAUGAAACAUACGGGUACGCAGACCACGCGGAGGGUCUGAACCGAUCGCGGAGAAGAGCAGCUGGUUAUCAGUUCCGCGUCCGUGGGGAACGGCCGCUACGGUCCCGAGCGAAACGAACUUGACCCGGUUAAAGACAGCUGUACGAAUAUUUCGUGACAUUCCUCCUACCCGUCGGCCGCAGGUAGAACUCCGGAUAGUCGGUGCGAAGGCCUCCUCCUGUGUCGCGACAGAGAGGAGGAGACACGCCGAACGUUUCGCUCCCACCGACGACGACGACGGCGAGCGAAACGGGCCGCGAGCGGCAAAGAGUGGGUCAAGUUCAGAGGAACGUGGAUGGAGUAACAGUCGAGUGACUCUCGCUUUCAUAUUUACCCUGCCCUGGCGUACACCGGGGCACCGUCGUGUACACGACUGUAUGCGCGUGACUACACAACGAAUUCGACUGCGAGAUGAAAGUUCGAAGGGUCAAUUUCAUAGGAAGAAAUUUUACGAUAAUACAUAAAAGUAAAAGUUAAUGAACGCUGUUAAAAAUAUUGAUGAUCUUUGGAAGAAUGAAUCGUAAUCAAUUUUUAGUAACGAUGAACAGAUUAUAUUUGUUAAUAUCGCAGCGUCGUACACGCGCGAUCAACAGCUUCCACGUGCCCGAUUAUCCUGACCACCUGUCAUAGUGAUUAUUCGUAGGCACAUAAUCCGAUUUCCGUUUGUCGGCGAUAACAACGUCGUGGAGAACGUAUGCGUGUCGGAAAUGCGAUUAUCCGGGAUAAACAGCUUUAAAUUGAACGUGGUCAUCGUGAACCUGAAGGCAUGCGAUGCCUCGUGCGCAUCGAAAGAGAAGCUUGCGACGUACGCGAUCGAGCAGAUAUGAAUCUGCAUCUAAAAGAGAUAUGGAAAAGACUCUAUUUAUGGCACGGAAUUGGUAAAUCGAAGGACGGUGGCCAUUCAUAAGUCUCAAGAUCAACGUUCUACUACGUAACUCGAUCAUCCUUGACGCAUGACAAAAUCCAUGGGCACUGGAUCCGAUGCGUAUCUGAAUCCCUCGUCCCUUGACCGAGCAUUCGCCGAGAGGCAUGGCGUAUCAAGUGCGAAGGAAUCAGCCUUGGGAAUGACAUCGGGGCCGGGGCAUUAUCAUUGAGUUUCCGCCGCGACGGCGAUCCUAUCGAUGGGCCACGGACCUCGGAUGCUCGGCGAUCGCUUAACGAGCAGAAGCGUGGUGGAAGGUGAGACAAGGUACGAGAGCGAACCGCGAGAAAGAUGCAAUCCGUAAACGGAGCCAAGUAUAAAGAAGCCCCGGUAACGAGACUCUGCGACACUUUUUCAUUGUUCACCGACCAGCAGCGAUCACCGGAGAAGAGAGGGGCGAACAUGGUUCCGCGCAACGUUUCCGUCGUUCUCGUUCCUCUCCUGUUGAUCUUCAUCCUGGCCCACCGUGCAUCCAGCGAAUACAACAAUUUCGCUGACGUACCUUGCGGCCGACGAGACAUCGGGACGCGUACGGCGAGGCUGGUCGGUGGACAAAAUGCAUUUCCACACGAGUUUCCUUGGAUGGUGAGCAUCAGCAAAAAGGGAGGACACAUUUGCGGAGGGACCAUCCUAAACACAAGAUACAUUUUAACCGCAGCGCAUUGCGUCUGCUCAGCCACGUCUAUGGUUUCCGCUGGUCAACUGCGGGUCAGUCUUGGCGAGUAUAAUCUCAAAGGACCGGAAAUACCAGCGUCGAAAGAAGAGAGGGUCUCGAACAUAAUUGUACAUCCCGACCACAAGUGCGGGAAGUACGUGGACGAUAUUGCCCUCUUGGAACUGGCAAGCCCGAUCGUUUGGUCGGAAAGCGUGAAACCAGCCUGUUUACCUGUGGCCACUGGGAAACCAGGGUAUAGCGCCUUCGGCGGAGAGCUCGCUGGGGUAGCCGGAUGGGGUUGGUUUAACGAAGACAGAUCCAAAUAUAAACGAGCGGACGUGUUGCAGAAAGUGGAAGUUCGCGUGAUCGAGAACAGCGUGUGCCGCGAAUGGUACGCCAGCCAAGGCAAGUCGACCCAAGUAGCGCCGAAGCAAAUGUGCGCCGGCCACGAAGAAGGUGGCCGCGACUCAUGCUGGGGCGACAGUGGCGGGCCUUUAAUGGUCGGAAGUAAUCCCAGGAGCGAUGAGUUAAUGGUCGUCGGCAUCGUUUCAUCGGGCGUGGGAUGCGCCAGGCCUCGGCUUCCAGGUGUAUAUACCCGGGUGUCGGAAUACAUACCUUGGAUCACGCAGAACGUGUUCCGAUAAAUAGAAACUCGCAUGCUGAGCUUCGAGUUUAGCCUCCGAUUUUCUAUAAAGUCUGCGUACAUAAUAUUAUUACUCGCUAAGAAUUUACAUUUUAUCAUUAUUGGUAAAUUGUCAUUGGGAGAAUUGUGAUCACGUUAGUAUUUAAUUCGUAAUAAGUAAAACCUAGUGUAAAUAAUUUAUAAACUACUUUCAUCUAGUCAAUAUGCGUAGCAUAAAUAUUGUAAAUAAUCGAAGUAACUUCAUCCUCUGCGCUGGAGAUGACGAUACAAAUCUGUUAUAGAAAAUAAAUCAAGUGCAAAGUGUUGAUAAAUGAA
Molecule: messenger RNA, 4349 nt
Organism: Ceratina calcarata
Lineage: Eukaryota; Metazoa; Arthropoda; Insecta; Hymenoptera; Apidae
Product: transmembrane protease serine 9
Exons: 5
Coding region: 3028-4035 (335 amino acids)
Biological process (GO): proteolysis
Molecular function (GO): serine-type endopeptidase activity
Source: RefSeq, a predicted model, not a curated record